Messenger RNA from Drosophila novamexicana, 1372 nucleotides. RefSeq names its product G-protein coupled receptor Mth2 (gene mthl15). Gene Ontology annotation, molecular function: G protein-coupled receptor activity. The coding region runs from base 320 to 1303 and encodes 327 amino acids. NCBI's taxonomy places the organism in Eukaryota, Metazoa, Arthropoda, Insecta, Diptera, Drosophilidae. The transcript is spliced from 7 exons. Gene Ontology annotation, biological process: cell surface receptor signaling pathway; G protein-coupled receptor signaling pathway. Gene Ontology annotation, cellular component: membrane. The record is from RefSeq and is a predicted model, not a curated record.
CGGGAUAUCUUCCACUCGGGCACUCCUGAAUAGGCCACUAUUACAAUCUUUUACGGUUAUUGCAAUUUGUAUUGAAUUUGGAGUUUUGACCGGAUUGGAAUGCUCAAAAUUUCGCUUGGACCCGGAAUCCUUCGCGGAUGAAAGCCAUGUAAUUAGUUCAACCACAGGAUCAUUGCUGAUAACCAGCACAAACAAAAUUUACUCAAACAGUCAAUAUUGCAUCGAAAAAAUAAAGAACUCAUCAUAUGCUGAUCGAAAGUUGUACACAUUUCUGUGUUUUGAUUCUAAAGUACUAAACAAUGAUCGCAUACGAUUUAAAAUGUAUCCAGUUGGACUUUUGAUAUCCUGCUGUUUUUAUGCAAUAACCCUUUUGGUCUAUACGUCAAUCGAAAAACUGCGAAACCUUCCGGGAAAAAUUUUGAUUUGCUUGGUAAGCAGUCUUCUAUUCGCAUACCUUGGAAUCGCACUAGGUCAAUUAUUCCCAACAAAAAACGAUGACAUGUGCUUCUUGUCAGGCUUUCUCGUAUAUUUCUUUCUAAUGGCCGCAUUUUCUUGGAUGAAUAUAACAUGUUUCGACAUAUGGAAGACUUUUGGAUCAACCAAAUCAACAAAUUUACAAAAAAGGGAGCAGCGAACGCUUUUUUUAUGGUACUCUUUUUAUGGUUGGGGAAUGCCCACAGUUUUAACAAUAAUAACUGCUUCAUUAAGUAAAUCCGAUGUUUUAAAUGAAACUAUCCGACCCAUAUUUGGACACGGCCGAUGUUGGUUUACCUAUGAUACAAUUGGAUUUGCUAGCUUGUUGUUUUUCUCUGGACCUCUCGGAAUACUUUUUAUCGUUAAUCUCGUAUUGUUUUUGUUAACGUUGAAAUACUGCAACAAAGUAAAACGAGAAAUAUUUAGAAUGCAAAGUUCAAACACUGAAAAACAUACCUUAAGGAGUCGUUUUUUUAUGGAUAAAACGAGAUUUAUUAUGAAUACAAAACUUUGCUUUGUAAUGGGAAUUACAUGGCUUUUGGAAAUUGCAAGCAUUUUGUUUUAUGAUCACAAAAAGAAUUUCUUUUGGUCAAUUAGUGAUUCAUUCAACGUCUUGCUGGGUGUUUUUGUUUUUAUUAUAUUCGUUUUUAAAAAACGUGUAUGGAAGGAAAUCAUGGUAAAACUAGGUUUUCGGCCCAUGAGCGAGCUAAGAAGAAGUGGAAAUGCAACAUCUUUAACACAAUCAACAUGUGUAGCUCAAAGUAUAUCGCUGAAAAAACUUGGCGGUGGUAACGGUGAUACGCCCCUCAUCAGAAGAACGCCUUUGUAGCAUAUAAGUCCUACGCUCUCCGUGAGAAAAAUUAAGCUGAUUCAUGAUAAAUAUAUAUUAAACGUAUGC